Molecule: messenger RNA, 3563 nt
Organism: Drosophila hydei
Lineage: Eukaryota; Metazoa; Arthropoda; Insecta; Diptera; Drosophilidae
Product: VPS35 endosomal protein sorting factor-like
Exons: 12
Coding region: 82-2916 (944 amino acids)
Biological process (GO): endocytic recycling
Cellular component (GO): endosome
Source: RefSeq, a predicted model, not a curated record
UUGCCAUUCACUGUGAAUGUCAACAAUUAUACAUUGAAUUAACAGAGUUUCGCCGCACUUAACAGUGUUGCAAAGCACGACAUGGCGAGUUUGGAAUGGUUCUGUGCACCUCGUUGCUAUCAUGUUGUUAAAAACUACUUACAUGGCCAAGCAACGCAGGAGCAUCCGCUUAAGCAGCAAACCGUUAACGUCACGGUAGCGGAGAAUAAUCCGCUGAGCUUGGCCUUGGCGCUCGAGGGCACUGACCCACUGUCUAAGUUUGCACGCCAGGACCAGGAGCUUAAUGAUCCGCUUACCCAAAUGUCUACUCAAUUUUCUAAACGUGGUAAUAUUAACGAGCCGGAAGAUAACACCCUUAAUUGGAGCACACGACGCCUAGGCAUAUUAAACCGCUUUACUACCAAUGAGAAGCUAUCUCUUUCUACCAGUUUUUUAUGCACCAGCAGCGCCGAAGGCGGAGGUGACAACUUCAAAGCUCAGACGGUAGUGGCUGACAAGGUGAAGUAUCGGCUGGAGCAACUGGAUAAUUUCGACGAUGGGAGCAUGCGGCACAUGAUGGACCUCACUCAGCAGGAGUACAUACAGCGCUUCGAUCAGCUAAAACAGGAGCUCAUUCAGUCGUGGCACAACGAUCAGCGCGUCAAGGCUCUGAAGAUAGCUAUUCAGUGUGCAAAGAUGCUGUCGGACACAAGUGUGUUGCAGUUCUAUCCCAGCCAGUAUAUACUUAUCACGGAUAUCUUGGACGUCUUUGGAAAGCUAGUCUACGAGCGUUUGCGUAUAAAAGCGGAGGGUGCACCAGGUGCAUCGGCUGCUGUGCUACAAAGAGAGCGCGAAGCUGCACGCGAUACCUGCCAAAAUUGGUUCUAUAAGAUUGCCUCUAUACGUGAGCUACUGCCGCGACUCUAUCUGGAAAUGGCCAUUUUCAAAUGCUACGGGUUGCUUGCUGCCACACAGAAAGAAGUAGAGCAAGUGCUGUUGCGCCUUACAAGUCAGUUACGUGGCAUUGCUGAUCCGUUGGUGUCCAGCUAUGCGCGCUGUUACCUUGUGCGCGUCGGAGUGCCGGUUACAUCCAGCAAGGUGUACAUCCGUGACAACUUUACAGAUCUCUUUAUCAUAUAUCCUCAGAUCUUUCGCAUCGUUGCCCGCUACAAUUUGCAUCCAGAGAUAAUAUCAGCCGGUGCCUAUUUACAGCUAUAUUCGCCAGCUUUUGACUAUAUGUUGCAGUGUCUGGUGCACGAAAGCGAACUUAACGCACAGGAAAUGCUCAAAGAAUGCAGACAUCUAAAGAACAACGGCGCUAUUCUUUUGUCUAUAUUGAACUCCUCGAAGGGGGAAUUUGUUGCCGCACAUGCCCAUGAGUUUUUGGAGCUCAUCAACAACUGCGACACACCGGGUAUUUCGAAAUCUCAAUUAUUGCGGCCGCUAGGUAGUUGCGUUAGCAACUGUGCACCUUUGCAGGAGCAGCGCUUGGCUUUCCUCAAUGCAGCCUUUCAAACGAUUAACACACUUACGGAUCCAAAUGAAUAUAUAAACUGUGUAGAAACCUGGACGCCUUUUGUUGCACAAUAUUUCACGAUACACGAAGUGAAUCGUUUGCUUGGAGAACUGAACUCACGAAUGUGCCUGGGUAAAGCAUAUGAGAAGCAUUAUGGCCAGUUGCAAAGCAUUCUAACUAGAAUAAUGCAAAACUAUCGAAACAUUGAGCUGUUGCUGAUACAGCCGCAUUUUUUACCCUAUUUGGAUUUGUUCCACAAGGAGUCAGUGCGGGUGGAGAUGUGCAAGUCAAUACUGAGCUAUUACCGGCAAAAUAGUGAGGAUAGAACUAGUGAUGCUGUUGUCACCAAUGCACUCAUGUAUCUUGGCAAGAUACUCAAUGACUCUGUCAACGCACUUACUGUGGAGGAUGAACGUCGUCAGAUUUCGCAGCUUAUUAACAGUUUCAUAAAUAAAGUGCAUUUUGGAAAAGACUUAGAGCAGCAGCUUAGCUUCUAUGUUGAGGGACGCGGCACCUUUAGCAACUUGGAUGCAGUUUACGUGACCCUUGUGCAUGCCGCCUUGAAGCUAACUAUGUACGCAUCUAAUCGACAAGGCGUCAAAUCGUUGGGUUUCGUUAAAGCCUGCAUAGCUUAUUGCUUUAUAACCAUUCCAAGCAUUACUUCAGUUCAGCAGAAGAUGGAUUUGUAUCUACUGUGUGGUCAACUAGCUUUGCGACAUUUGUGUCUCGGGCAAGCGGAUGCGUGCUUUGAGGCUGCGUUGCAAUUGAUUGACGAACUGCCGGCCUCCACCGUUGACUUCGAAGGCAAACCACGUUGCAUGGAGCGCUACCUGGUCGCGUAUAUAUGCAAUAUGCUAGCCACCCUAAUAGUAGUGCCUGACAGUCCAGAACAGGGCGUCUUGUACUUUCUGCGCCUGCUGCUAGAUAUUGUUGGCAGGAGAAACUUUAAGGCGAAUAGUAGUGCGCCAUCUAUAAUCUACUUACAUGUUUUGGACAUGCUUUAUGUGCAAAGUAUGGAGAGAUUUCCCUAUCACAUCGAUGGCGUGGUUUCCAAUGAUGCACUCUACGGUCACGAUCCCAAGUUCCUAGUGGAGGUUAAUAAUCUGUGUGGACAGGUCGUGGAAUCCAUACUGCUUCAGCUUAAGACUUUGGGGGCAGCUCAACAGCAGCGCACCCAAGCUCAACUCUCAAUGGAGCUGUUUAUGCGUAUAGUGCGCUAUGCAGAUCUAGAAAGGGAACCGCUGUGUCAGCUGGCGGUGAAACUGUGGAUACUCGCUAAUAAGGCACAGGCGCAACUGGACACCGAGACCAUUCCGCAAACGUUGUGCAGCGUGGAGCAUUUCUACAAAUUAGUCAAGGAUUCCUCACCAGUGCGUGCACAAACAAUUGCUAAACUGCUGUUGCGCAUGCGCGACAGUUGAAACGGCUGCCAGCGACAGUUACCCACUGAAAUGAUCAAGUCAGACAAGAAUCGGUGAUUUGUCGCUUAUAACGACUUUAUCUAUGUUGUGCAAUCAGGCUGAAUGAAGACUUAAAUAUUUAUAUAGAUACAAUGUUUGCAAAACGCAUUUGGUUGAGUAACGAACUGAAAAGAAAUGAACUUAAUACUAGCUAGACAGUUUUAUAUGUAGUCAAAAGAAGUCCAUUAAGUUUUUUAAUGCGUUUAUUCAAUUUCGAUUGCUUUAGGCCCGUUUUGCACAGCCCCUAUUUAUUGCAUUCAAGCUGUGCGUUAUGACGUUUACAUGCAGCGCCUUAAAGUGUAUUCAUUGAUUGCAUAAAAAAUGUUUCAAUUAUUACAAUUUGAUCCGCACAAAUUCACAAAAAGUUGCCGCAUGUAAGUGUUGCAUAUUCUAAGGUAUGAAGGUGUAAAAAUAUGAUUUACAUUGUUCCAUUUAUGUAAAAAUUGUUCUUUUUGGUAGUUUAAAACAUUUGAGGCAAUUUGUCGUUUGCUUGUGCAUUUCAAAAAUGGCUAUAUACUAUGGCUGACAAACUCGAAAAAUCAAAUCAACAACUUAAAUAAAAGCUUCACGAAUACCAAGUAAAUAAUAAUAUAUAUAUAUGUGUGUAU